AUGCCCCACCGGUCGGCGUUGCGUACGCUUCCCAACCGCCAGCAGUCGUCCAAGAGCCACAUGGUGGCGGCGGCCGGUGUCGCCAUUUGUGCCACGGCAGUGAUUGUCGGUGGUGCCCUCAUCGGUGAAGCUGUCGCCGAUGGCCAUGAAACUAUGGCGGCUGCUGCGGUGGAGGUUGUGGUGCGCACUAUGAUCACACGCGUAACAUUCUUUGAUCCCACUCAGGUCGAUGGCGCUGAUGGGACCACGACAUGCUACGAGAACUAG
Messenger RNA from Aphanomyces invadans, 267 nucleotides. RefSeq lists its product as hypothetical. Lineage: Eukaryota; Oomycota; Saprolegniomycetes; Saprolegniales; Verrucalvaceae. The record is from RefSeq and is a predicted model, not a curated record. The transcript has 2 exons. The coding region runs from base 1 to 267 and encodes 88 amino acids.